Messenger RNA from Pseudomassariella vexata, 1227 nucleotides. Its product is annotated as FAD binding domain-containing protein. NCBI's taxonomy places the organism in Eukaryota, Fungi, Ascomycota, Sordariomycetes, Amphisphaeriales, Pseudomassariaceae. The transcript is spliced from 4 exons. Gene Ontology annotation, cellular component: mitochondrion. The coding region runs from base 1 to 1227 and encodes 408 amino acids. Gene Ontology annotation, molecular function: oxidoreductase activity; FAD binding. Gene Ontology annotation, biological process: ubiquinone biosynthetic process. The record is from RefSeq and is a predicted model, not a curated record.
AUGGCGCGUCCAUUUCAGAAGGUGAUUGUCGUGGGAGCUGGCCCAUCGGGUUUGCUGUUGUGCAUAUUCUUGUCCAAGCAUGGAAUUCCCGUUUGCCUCCUCGAAGCAUCCGACAAGCUCGAUGACCGGCCACGCGCAGCCAUCUACGGACCUCCCGCCAUGGUAGAUCUCAAACGCGCCGGCGUCCUGGAUAAAAUUCGUCGGCGUGGGAUGACACUCAACACCAUGGCAUGGCGACGCAUCGAGGACCACAGCUAUAUCACCGGCCUGGACGGUGCGAUCUUGGCGGAUAUGGACGGUGAAGACCUGAGAACGACUUGUCUGGUCUUGGACCAAUUAGACCAGCUGUUGCUCGACGAGUUUCUGAAUAAAUACAACGGCUCCAUCAGUUGGAAUCACAAGGUGGUGACCGUUGGACAAGACGAGAAGACCGCUUGGGUCGACGUUGAGACCCCUGACGGACCUACAAAAGUCUAUGGAGACUAUGUGGUUGGCUGUGAUGGCGCCAACAGCAGCGUUCGAAAAUCUCUAUUUGGGGACGACUUUCCAGGGUUCACGUGGGACAAGCAAGUUGUGGCAACGAAUGUCUAUUAUGACUUCGAAGCGAAGUAUGGCCUUUCCAACGCAAACUUCAUCGUGCACCCUGAACACUUUACUAUGAUUGCAAAAAUCACCGUUGACGGCCUUUACCGUGUGACAUACGGCGAAACCCCCGGACUUAGCAAUGAGGAGUUGCGCGAGCGACAACCCUGGAAAUACGAAACGAUCCUUCCAGGUCACCCAAAACCGGGGGACUACAAGUUAGUUAGUAUUGCGCCCUACAAAAUGCACCAGCGCUGUGCGCCCUCCUUCCGUGUCGGAAAAGUGCUCCUCGCCGCCGACGCAGCUCAUCUCUGCAACCCGUGGGGCGGCAUGGGCAUCACCGGCGGCUUUAUCGACAUCGGCGGCCUCUACGACUGUCUGAUUGGUAUUUGGGAUGGGAAAGCAGACGAGUCAAUUUUGGACUUGUACAGCGAGAAGAGAAUCGAGAAGUGGAAGAAGGUUAUCAACGUGGUGUCCUCGGAUAACUUUAGGAGGGUGUCUGAUAGUGACCCUGCCACGAUUCUGGACCGGGACCCCGUCAUGCUGGCUUGUAAGAAGGCGGAGAGCGAUAAGGAGGCGCAGCUUGCGGCUUUCAAGGCUAUGUUUGAUGUUCGGUACGACUUUACACAGCACUACAAGAGCUGA